CAACAUUCUGGAAAACUGUUGAGUCGCGAUCUUUUGGAAUUAUCAAUAAAAAUUCAAAACAAAUAAUUUUAAGCCAAAUUAAGUCGCCAUGUAUACCAGACUCUUGCGUCACCUUGGAGCCAGGUGCUUGGCCACAGAGGCUGCCGCCUCCCGUCCAAACAUACGACCAAUCAACAAAAUUUUAAUAUCGAAUCGCGGAGAGAUUGCCUGUAGGGUUAUUCGUACAGCCAGAAAGCUUGGAGUUCGCACUGUUGCCGUCUUCUCAGAUCCGGAUGAAAAAAGUCUGCACACGCAAAUGGCAGAUGAGGCUUAUCGGGUUGGCGAAGCUGCUUCCUCGGCUUCGUAUCUGCGCGGUGAGCACAUCCUAGAGAUAGCCAAACGAUCAGGUGCCCAGGCAAUACAUCCUGGCUAUGGAUUUCUUUCUGAGUCUGUCGAAUUCGCUGAACUCUGCCAAAAAGAAGGUGUCAUAUUCAUGGGACCUCCUAGUUCUGCCAUUCGGGACAUGGGCAUCAAAAGCACUAGUAAGGCUAUCAUGGCAGCAGCUGGUGUGCCCAUUAUAAAUGGCUACCACGGCAAGGAUCAGUCAGAUGAAUGCCUUCAGGCGGAAGCCAAGAUCAUUGGCUUUCCUCUUAUGAUUAAGGCAGUGCGUGGAGGCGGCGGCAAAGGUAUGCGAAUAGCCGAAAAACCCGAGGACUUCCUUUCUGCUCUUAAUUCGGCUCGCACUGAAUCGCAGAAAUCAUUUGGUGAUAGUUCCGUGCUACUGGAACGCUAUGUCCGAUCACCCAGGCAUGUGGAAGUCCAGGUGUUCGCUGAUCAAUAUGGAGAAGCUGUCUAUUUAUGGGAGCGCGAUUGCUCAGUACAACGGCGGCACCAAAAAAUCAUAGAAGAGGCUCCAGCUCCUGGUCUGUCAGAGGAACUGCGUCGAGAGUUGGGUGAGGCUGCUGUACGAGCAGCCAAAGCUGUUGGCUACGUCGGCGCCGGCACAGUUGAGUUUAUUCUGGACAAAGAAGAUCUAUCUUUUCACUUCAUGGAGAUGAAUACUCGCUUACAAGUGGAGCAUCCUAUAUCCGAAAUGAUUACUGGUACAGACCUGGUAGAGUGGCAGAUUCGUAUCGCCGCAGGAGAGCCCUUGCCGUUGACACAAUCACAGAUCACUCGGCGUGGACAUGCCUUUGAAGCCCGUAUCUAUGCUGAAAAUCCUCGAGGAGGUUUUCUACCCGGCGCAGGACCAUUGCGCUAUUUGGCCACACCAAAAGCAACACCAGAUGUUCGCGUUGAGACUGGCGUUCGCGAAGGAGAUGAAGUAUCAGUGCACUACGAUCCCAUGAUUGCAAAGCUGGUAGUUUGGGGAGAGAAUCGAAUGCAGGCUCUUAAUUCGCUGGUUGCUCGAUUGGGCGAAUAUCAUAUAUCUGGUCUGGAUACCAACAUUAAUUUCCUCAUCGACCUGGCCUCGCAUCCUGAGUUCCAAAAAGCCAACGUACACACUGGAUUCAUUGAAGAGCAUUUCGACACACUCUUUCCACCAGUCAUUGUAACCGAUCACCAAGUCAGCCAGGCGGCUCUGGCGUUAAUCUUCAAUGAACUACAAGCGGCAACUAGCAAUGCCAGCUCCAAAAACGAUUCAUUUGUUGCCACGCCCAAUCUUCGUCUCAAUUAUGCGUUAAUACGGAACUAUAAUUUAAAAGCCCAGGACAAAGUUUAUGCCGUUGCUGUGAAGUACGAUGGAGAAGAUGGCAAUGUUCAAAUACGUGUUGACAAUGGUAACUGGCAAAUUGUUAAGGCCCAAAGAGUCGAAGAUGAAGGACGACUAAAGCUACGUGCCAACAUUGAUAGUAACAUAUCGACAUAUAAUGCCAAUAUUGAUGGAUCCAGUGUUACCCUUUUCCUGGAUAGCGGUAAACUGGACUUGGAGCUGUUGCAGCCAAAAUUCUUGAGCGCCCAAGUUGAUCAAUCUUCGGGUGCAUCUAGAGUAGUGGCACCCAUGCCUGGAGUUCUGGAAAAGAUCCUAGUCAAGCCAGGCGAUAUAGUCAAGAAGGGUGAUAGCUUGGCCGUUCUUAUAGCUAUGAAAAUGGAGCAUAUACUGAAAGCCCCAAAAGAUGCCACCAUCAAGUCCAUUGGCGGUGCUGAGGGCGACAACAUAGCCAAAGGUUCUGCUGUUGUUACUUUUGUCGAUGUGGAGGCUGAGGCUAACUAACAGGCUUCUUCCGCCCGUUUGAUGGUAUCCAGAAUUUUAUUCUAUUCUUAAAAGAAUAACCAUGUGCAUUUAUUAGUUUUAAGAUUAUUUGCUGUCCAUCUAAUGGAUAGCACCAGAGCAUUUAAAAUGUUUGCUUCCAAGCUAAAUAUAAAGAAAACUGCAAUUGUUUCCCAUUUAUGUGAUACAUUUAAAACUUCUAAAAAUCGAUUAUGCAUUUGGAAACAAGUAAAAAAAAAAAACAAAAAAAUAAAGUUUCAGGUAAAGAUGGUGAGAUUCAAAUUUUACUUUAAAUAUUGGUUUAAAAAAAUGGUUUUAUUGUUUUUCCUUUCAUUUUUUAAAUGGUUGUAUAAGAUUUUCGAGUUUUUGUUUUUAUUAUUUCAAUGAUCAUUUAUAUUAACCAUAAUAAAACAAAUUGGAUUUAUAA
Drosophila willistoni is the source of this 2618-nucleotide messenger RNA. RefSeq names its product methylcrotonoyl-CoA carboxylase subunit alpha, mitochondrial (gene Mccc1). Gene Ontology annotation, molecular function: methylcrotonoyl-CoA carboxylase activity; metal ion binding; ATP binding. The transcript is spliced from 6 exons. The record is from RefSeq and is a predicted model, not a curated record. Gene Ontology annotation, cellular component: mitochondrion. Lineage: Eukaryota; Metazoa; Arthropoda; Insecta; Diptera; Drosophilidae. Bases 89 to 2194 code for a protein of 701 amino acids.